Molecule: messenger RNA, 1884 nt
Organism: Telopea speciosissima
Lineage: Eukaryota; Viridiplantae; Streptophyta; Magnoliopsida; Proteales; Proteaceae
Product: pentatricopeptide repeat-containing protein At1g08070, chloroplastic-like
Exons: 1
Coding region: 244-1869 (541 amino acids)
Biological process (GO): RNA modification
Molecular function (GO): RNA binding; protein binding
Source: RefSeq, a predicted model, not a curated record
UUUCCUAGGUGGAUUUGUGAAGUUUAGCAAACAGAGUUGUCUCAUAAAAUUGCGAAGAUUCUUCUAAAACCGUUAAAGAAAUCACCCUAUCGACUUCUCGAAGAAAGAUUCAUAUCACUUUUGCAGACAUGUAGGAAUCUGAAACAACUUAAACAGAUUCAAGACCAGAUAAUCACUAAUGGGUUCCAGCAUAACGAGUACAUCGCCCCAAAAAUCGUCACAGCCUGCGCCGAGUCGAAGAAAAUGGGCUAUGGCCGCUUGUUUUUCGAUCGAAUCCCAGACCCAAAUUCGGUGCUCUGGAAUGCAAUGUUCAAAGGGUACGCAGAGAAUGAGUUCUACAGAGAGGUUUUGGUUCUGUUCAAUCAGAUGAAGAGUAGGGACGUAAGGCCCAGCGCUUUCACGUUCCCUUUUGUUCUCAAAUCUUGCGGGAAGAUUUCUGCUUUACGAGAAGGUAAGGAGGUGCAUUGCCUUGUAAUCAAAUCUGGGUUUCAGGGGAACCCAUUUGUUGGGACUACACUGAUUGAUAUGUAUUCGGGUGGAGGAGCAAUUGAAUCUGCUCAUCAAGUGUUCUAUGAAAUGCCUGAUAAGAAUGUGGUCGUAUGGACCGCAGUCAUAGCUGGGUAUAUUUUGGUUAAUGACAUCGACCAUGCUCGUAAGCUCUUUGAUCUGACAUUAGAACGUGAUGUUGUGCUAUGGAAUACUAUGGUUUCUGGGUACAUUGAGUCAGGUGAUAUGUUAAGGGCUCGGGAGCUCUUCGAUGAGAUGCCAAACCGUGAUGUGAUGUCGUGGAACACUAUUUUGGUUGGAUAUGUGAACAAUGAGGACCUCAAAGCCGCUGAGGAGUUGUUUGAAGUUAUGCCAAAGAGGAAUAUCUUCUCUUGGAAUGGACUAAUUGGGGGAUAUGCACGUCAUGGUCGGUUCUUUGAUGUUUUGGUUGCAUUCAAGAGGAUGUUAUCUGAGUCUGAUAUUGUUCCUAACGAUACAACGCUUGUGACGAUCUUGUCUGCUUGUGCUAGAUUAGGAGCACUUGAUCUGGGUAAAUGGCUUCACAUUUAUGCUGAGAGCAAUGGGUUUAAGGGGAAUGUAUAUGUAGGAAAUGGAUUGAUUGACAUGUAUUCAAAAUGUGGGAGCAUUGAAAGUGCGAUUGAUGUCUUCAACAGCAUGAAAUUUAAAGAUUUGAUAACUUGGAAUAGCAUGAUUUGUGGGUUGGCUAUGCAUGGGCGAGGGACUGAUGCCUUGAAUGCCUUUGAUUGCAUGAAGAGUAUGGGAGAAAAACCGGACGGAAUCACCUUCAUUGGAGUGCUGUCUGCCUGCACUCAUAUGGGCUUGGUUGAGAAUGGCUUUUCUUAUUUCCAAUCAAUGACUGAUGAGUAUUCUAUCAUGCCUCAAAUUGAGCAUUUCGGUUGCAUUGCUGAUCUUUUAGGCAGGGCUGGUUUGCUGAACCAAGCUGUAGAUUUUGUGAGAAAGAUGCCUAUAAAAGCAGAUAGUGUUACCUGGAGUGCCUUACUUGGAGCUUGUCGGGUUCACAAAAAUGUCGAAUUGGCUGAGCUUGCUCUUGAACAUCUUAUCGAGCUUGAGCCAAAUAAUCCUGCAAAUUACGUUAUGCUUUCAAAUAUUUAUGGAGAUGUUGGGAGAUGGGAAGAUGUAGCAAAAUUGAAAGUUGUUGCAAGGGAGAUGGGGGUAAGAAAAAUUCCUGGGUGUAGUUCAAUUGAGGUGAAUGAUAGUGUUAUGGAGUUCUACUCAUUAGAUGAGAGGCAUACUUGCAGAGAUGAGAUUUACGAGGCAUUGGGAGGAUUAACUGAGCUGUUGAAAUCUUAUGGGGAUGAACUCGAUCUCAAGGAUCUUUGGGAAGAAAAUGGAGCAAGUUAGACAGGCUAUGAACAG